Molecule: messenger RNA, 3935 nt
Organism: Haplochromis burtoni (Burton's mouthbrooder)
Lineage: Eukaryota; Metazoa; Chordata; Actinopteri; Cichliformes; Cichlidae
Product: solute carrier family 22 member 4
Biological process (GO): transmembrane transport
Cellular component (GO): membrane
Molecular function (GO): transmembrane transporter activity
Source: RefSeq, a predicted model, not a curated record
GGGAAGCUGACACUGAUACUACACUGACAAUAACUCUAUCAAGUCAGCCACGAUAAAUUGCACUCAAUGCAGCAGUAGCUGAAGAUUUUUUCUCUUUGACGCAACACAAGUGAUUUGCACAUAUUUUAAUUUGGCCUCCUUAUUGGUAUUUUUUUUUACCACUUGUAUGCACAUUAUCGUGACAGUAUUAAUGUUUUUUUAUUCAUUUGUGACUGAAUUUCUUCAGUGACAAUACACUAAAGGCUGAGAAGUAACAAGCAGAGUGAACUAGAAUACAACAGAGGCCAGUAAAAUGCAGGAUUAUGAGGCAUCCAUCUCAUUUCUUGGGACGUGGGGCCGGUUUCAGAUGAAAGUCUUCUUUUUGCUGUGUGUCACCUGUCUUCCUGCCGGGUACAACAUCCUGUCUGUCAUCUUUCUGCUGGCUACCCCCCCACACCAGUGUUACAUCCCAGCACACAGGAACCUGAGCCAGGACUGGAUGCAGGCCAGCAUCCCACUGCAGUUUAACCUUGUGUGUGGCAACCGAUGGAAACAGCCACUGACCUCUCUCAUCUACUUUCUGGGAGGACUUUGUGGCUGUUUCCUCUCUGGACAGCUAUCUGACCGGUUUGGCAGGAAGCCUGUUCUCUUUGGUGCGAUUGCCACACUUAGUAUCUUCAGCCUUGCUUUGAAAUUUGCUCAGUCCUGGGCCGUCUUCACUGUGCUUUUCUUCAUGGUUGGCAUGGGUCAGCUCACCAGCUACAUAGUUCUGUUUGUAUUGGGUUCAGAGAUCCUCGCUGGCUCAUCUAGAGUUCUCUACUCCAGCAUGUGUUUACCUUUCAUGUAUGUAUUUGGUAUGAUGCUGCUUCCUGCUACUGCCUACUUGCUCAGAAACUGGAAACACCUGUCGCUGUUAAUGGCCGUGCCUGGGCUGGCCAGCCUCCCCCUCUGGUGGCUGAUUCCAGAGUCUCCUCGCUGGCUAGUGUCUAAAGGCCGUUUGCAAGAAGCAGAACGCUUGUUAAGGUCAGCGGCUGUGGAGAACGGAGUGGAAGCUCCUCCUGUUAUCUUCCUCUCUGCAAAUGUUCAACAGUCUGAUAGCAAGAAGGCUGAGACCCUCAAUUUCCUGGACCUCCUAAAGGCCAAAAGCAUUCGAAGUGUCACACUCAUACUUUGGUUUCUCUGGCUUUCUACACAUGUGACCUAUUCUGGGUUGUCAUUCAAUAUGUCUACACUCUAUGGCAACCCCUUCCUGAAUUACUUCUUGCUGUCAGCUGUUGAGCUACCAGCAUACACUGUCAGCUGGCUAAGUGCAUGCAGGCUUUCCCGCCGCCUGUCUUUUAUCAGCUUCUCCCUGCUGGGGGCGCUAGCACUCUUCCUCAUCCAGGUCACUCUGCACAGCCAUCCAGCUCUCACCCUGUUCCUGGUGCUGCUGGGUAAAUUUGGCGUUCUGGUUGGCACGGGCAUUUUGUACAUGUUCACUGGAGAGCUCUCUCCCACAGUCAUCAGAAAUACAGUGAUGUCAUCCUGUGCCAUGCUCUCCAGAGUGGGAUCCUCUAUUUCCCCAUACCUACUGCAGCUGGCUGUGUUCUACGAGUUCCUGCCGUGGAUGCUUGUGGGUUCUCUCUCACUUGUCAGUGUUGUGCUCUGCUUUUUUCUUCCGGAGACCUUUAGAGAGCCGCUUCCCGACACCAUCGAUCAGAUGCAAGCAAUUCAGAGAUUCAGGUGGCCAUGUGCCUUCAAGCCACCCCAGAAGGAUGACAUGAAAUCAGCUAAAGACCAAACGUCUCUGCCUGAGAUCAUCUGUUCAACGCGCUUUUAAGACUCGGACACAGAAAUGAAUGAAGCUGUCUUCACCAACGCUACCACCAACAACAAAAUGUGAAACAAAAGACCUUAGUCCAUUCUGACAAGAUGGUUGUACUGUUUUCUGUCUCCAUCAUCUUCAAAGACUGUGAGAGAAACCGUAGAAUCUCCAGCAAUAUAGCAGCUUCUCUCUCCACAUUACAGAACAAGGGGAGCUAAUACACAAUGAGUGUAAUUUUUUUUACCUUUUAAAAGCAAAGGGGGGAAAAGUUUACCACGAUGAAGGUCUAGUUUAGCGUUUUUCCCCUCCAUCGUUUGAAACACCGUGCCUUUGAGAUAAACAUUAUUGUCAGUCAUAUGAAUGUGAAUGUGUUUAAGAAAUAAAGAUCAGAAAAUAUACAUUUCAGAUGAAGAUUUUUGUUGCUAGAUUGCAAUUUUUUGGUUCAGUCCUUGGUUCAGUCCAGCAGGACAUAUUAUCAGAAAAUGACAUUAAAAACUGCUCAGACACAAAUACCAAUUAGCCACUGGGUAUGCACUCACCGGCCACUUUGUUAGGUACACCUGUUCAAUUGUGCAUUAAUGCAAAUAUCUAAUCAUCCAGUGAUAAGACACCAACUCAGUGCAUUUAAGCAUGUAUACAUGGUCAAGACAGUCUUCUGACAUUCAGACUGAGCUUCAGAACGGGGAAGAAAGGUGAUUAAAGUGACUUUGAAUCUGGUGUGUUGACUAGCUGGUCUGAGUAUUUCAGAAAUUUCUAUUGUAGGUUCUCUGCCUUACAACAUAAAGACCUUUGAGUUGGCUCCUAUUUAAAUUAAACUGAAUUGAACAGUAAUUGCUGAUUUACUGGGAUUUUCCUGCACCACCAUCUCUUGGGCUUCUAGAAAAUGGUCCAAAAGAGAGAAAAUAUCCAGUCAGCAGCAGUUCUCAGGGUGAAAAUACCGUGUUGCUGCCAGAAGUCAGAAAAGAAUAGCCAGGCUGCUUUGGGCUGAUAGGAAGGCAACAGUAAAUCACUUGUUACAACAGGGGUAUGCACAAAAAUCACAUUGAACCUUGAAGCAGAUGGACUACAGCAGCAGAAAACCUGAACAAGUUCCAUUCCUGUGAGCUGAACAGGAAUCGGAGGCAACAGUUUGCACGGAUUUAAAAUUGGACAUCAGAAGGUUGGAAAACGUAUCUUCUGAAUCCCAAAACAUUUAGAAGAUUGGGCUAGAAUUUGGAGUAAACAACGUGACAGCAAAGACCCAUCCUGUCUUAUCUGAAUGGUUCAGGCUUGGUAAUUCCAAAUAAGUGGGUUCAAAUGGGAACUUUAAACUGUAACAUUUGUGCAGUAAUUUAAAUGAAUCAUCUUUACUCCUCUUUCUUAUGUUUUGGCAAAACAAAGUACCAAGAAUAGAGCUUUUGCACAGCAGUUUUGACACUUCAUAUGUUUAAUUACAUUACUUUAGGCUCUGCAUAGAUCAGAACUGUCAUUCAAGUCAACUGUAAGGCCAAACUGUUCAGCAUCAGCUUCUAAACUAUAACAUAUCUGCAACUGAUGACAUGAACUGUACUACAGCACAGCUCCAUCUGUCCUCAGUGGCAGCCACAGCCACCAAAUUGAAAUAACCCGGCAUGUAUUCUUUAAUAGAAACAUGUUCCUGGUAUCAUAGAAACUCCACAACACCACAAAUCAACAAACAUUUACACAGAGACUCAAGACUUUACCCUUCCUCUUUUAAUAUGUAAUAAGUGAAAUGUGAAUGCACCUGCUGUACGUGUUUUGUUCAGUUUUAAUGAGUAACAGCAGUCACUUCAGCUUCUUAUUUAACGACUCCGCAGCAACUCAAAUCAAUGAACUUUCAGACAGUUUCACAUAAUGGUUAAUUCAGAAGUUUGUUCUUCAUUGUUCUCACAUGUUUCUGUGUGUUUGAAACUCUGUAUUGUCUUUUAAAACAUAAGGGACAAAGAGAAAAUUAAGGAUUCAAAUUGUUUUGACUACAAAACAGGACUUUAUCCUUCCUCUUUCAAUAUGUGAAACAUACAUUCACCUGUUUUCUUUGGUUUUAACUUGUUCUACAUGUUUUUCUAUUUUUUUUUUAACUUAUUCAGUUUCAAGGUUCUUUAUCAAACUUUGUGUGGAAACUUGUUCCUCUUAAAAAAUGUUUAACCCACAA